Molecule: messenger RNA, 963 nt
Organism: Penicillium bovifimosum
Lineage: Eukaryota; Fungi; Ascomycota; Eurotiomycetes; Eurotiales; Aspergillaceae
Product: putative JmjC domain protein
Exons: 2
Coding region: 1-963 (320 amino acids)
Molecular function (GO): 2-oxoglutarate-dependent dioxygenase activity
Source: RefSeq, a predicted model, not a curated record
AUGAAUCUCCAGUGGUCAAUUCGAGUCUGGACCCGUUCGGCACUCCCUAAUACUCGAUCAACCGGCUGCUUCUCAACCUCUACCCGCACCCAAUAUCGACCCCUCGACGUCCUCGAAAAUGCCACCCUAAACACCUUCCAACAACGCUGCUUCGUCCCCGAACACCCAGCGAUCCUCCCUCGCGGCUCCUUUCAAGAUCUCCCGGCCCUCAAAAAAUGGUUCAAGCCCGCCAAUGGCAAGCCAACCCGCAAUCCCAUCGCAAGCCUAAACGCGGAUUACCUUCAUAAACACGGAGCCGAAGCAUUCGUCCCACUCGAGCUCACCCAAUGCCCAUCCCCAGACCCAACCACCGAAACCAAAAGCGAGACAAACCAGCUCCAUAGCUUCCGACAAUUCCACGCGCCGUUAUCACUAUUCCUAGACUGGAUGCGCGCAGCGGAGACCACACCCCAGUCUUCAAGGCUCUACCUGGCACAAUGCCAGCUCCUAGAUCUGCCAGCCGUGCUUCGCGAGGACUUCCCAGUCCCUGAGCUCGUGGCACAUGCAGGCAAGGGCGAUGUCUACGAUACGAAUGUAUGGAUUGGUCACCCGCCCACGUACACGCCGCUACAUCGCGACCCGAACCCGAACUUGUUUGUUCAGUUGGCUGGGGAGAAGGUUGUGCGCUUGCUCGCGCCGGCGGAUGGACAGGCUGUGUUUGGGGCUGUGAGGAGGGAGGUGGGGAAGAGUGGCGGGAGGGAGGCGGCGGCUUUUCGGGGUGAGGAGAUGAUGCAGGGUGCGGAGAGGGUGUUGCUUGAUGAGAUGGUUUGGGAGAGUCCGGUGUCUGCUGGUUCGGAUGCUGGGGUUGGCUUUGAAGCAAGGCUGGGCGUUGGUGAUGGGUUAUUUAUUCCUAAGGGAUGGUGGCAUAGUAUCAAAGGUGUUGGUGAGGGUGUUACUGGUUCAGUCAAUUGGUGGUUUCGGUAG